GACACAAAGAGAACUGCCCUGCCGACACACAAAACAGGCGAGACCUAUCGCCAACAACGCAGGGGUUGUUUUCGCUGUCAUUACGGAAUCAUGCCAGGGCUGCCCGGGGGAAGAAUGAGUUUUUUUAACCGAUAUUCCGUUUUAAAGUAAUCCGGAAGCUACAUGGAGAUGUUCAGCAAGUUGACCAGCCUCUUCCAGCAGGCGCUGGAGACGAGGGAGCCUUCAGUGGACUUAAAGGAGUCGUUUGUGGAACACUGGAAAGGAAUCACAAAUUACUACAUCCAGACCACUGAUGAAGAGCGUCCAGCCAGACAGACUGACAUUCCCUGGCGUCUGAAGCAGAUGCUGGACAUCUUGGUCUACGAGGAGGGACAGCAGGUGGUGGAGGAGACCGGGCCAUGUCUGGAGUAUCUGCUGCAACACAAACUGCUGGAGACGCUGUGCACUCUGGGAAAAGCCCAGUAUCCUCCUGGUAUGUUGCAGCAGGUCUUGUUGUUUGCAUCCAGUUUGUUGAUGCAGAUCAAGAAACCACUGCUUCAGAUGCUUCAUAUAUACAGGCCCAUCCAGAAGCUGAUUGGGCUCUGUGCACUUCCUGGUUCACAGUCAGAAAAGGAGGAAGCACAGUUCCUAUUGGCCGUGUGCUCCCAGGUCAAACAGGACCCAUACCUUCUCAACUAUGUCCUAAAGAUUCCUAUCAUUUCAAAAUCCAAGAUGACGGAAUCUACCUCAAAUCAAUCGGGGAACAGAAAUGGCCCAGACACUAAGAACGAUACUGAUGACCCAACAUCCCCAAGCCCUCCCUGUAACCUAUCAGAGUCCACCACCUCAAUCCACAGCCAAUCGGGGUGCAGCGCCUCCAGCUUUGACCAAUCAGGUUGUGCCAGCCCUCAGGCCGAGGCUCCUGAUCUGGUGUUUGCCCUGGUCCAUCUCACGCAGAGCCAGCGCGGCCGGGUACGACAGAAGGCCCAUGAAGGCCUGCUGCUGUUGGUGGGCCUGCAGUCCGAAGGCUCCGGGGAGACUCUGGCUCAGCGCACCCAGCUAGUAGCUCUCCUCGCUGGGAAGCUGGUCCAGCUCUACUCCCUGGUCCCCACAGAAGAGCUGGACCCACAAGAUAUACUCAACAUGCCUCCGAUUGCCUGGAGCAGCCAGUUCUCUAAAGCUAGUCCCGAUGACGGCCUACUAUGUCCAGGCCUCGACCACGUCACGCUCUUCUUCUGUUGGCUGGACUUCCUGGAUCACAUGAUGACUGAAGCCCCCCAGGUACUAGCAGAGCGACUGUCUGGGUGUGUCCACAGCCUCUGGCUGAGUGAAGUCAUGCUGCCUCAGCUCAUGUCUACGGGUGAGUCAGCGGUCCUCCUCAGCACGGUGGUUCUCUGCAGAGUGGUCCAGGCGGUCCGGUCUACUGCCCUUCUGGACCGGCUGGUCAUGUUUCUCCUGGGGAGCCAAUCACAGCCAGAGGAACCGGCGGAAUCUCAGGACCCCCACGUCCUCCGGGGCCGCCUCAUUCAACAGUGUGACCACAUCUCUGAGGAGAUCAGCAUGGCCUCCCUGCGUCUCUUCGAGGAGUUGCUACGGAAGCCCCACGGGGCCAUUCUGCACAACCUGGUGCUGAGGCACCUGGAGCCACGGCGGUACCUCACCCUGACCCCCGCCCCCCUGGACGACCGCCACACGGACAGCGGAGAGGACCACGAAGACCUGGAGGAGGACCCCUGGUUCCCAGACUCCCUGUACUCUGAUGGACAGACCCUCCCCUCGCCCUCCUCAGCCUCGUCUGGAGCCUUGCUCAACAGCCACGUCCACUCCACUGACGUCAUCAACAGUUUCCUCUGUCUGGUCCCACAGGAAGUGAAGUCAUCCCAGCUGGUUCAGGAGGGAGGCUAUGAUUCAUAUGUCCUGGAGGCACGCUCUCUGUGUGAGGCGUGCGGCCCUCUCACUCAGCAGGACUGGGUCGAGGAACUUCCUCCUCCUUCCUCUUCCUCAGUGGUGGCGGGGACAGUCUUCUAUGAAGGACUCUUCCUCCAGGUCCUGUUCGACCGCCUGGGACGUCUCUUGGAGCAGCCCUACGAUCUGAACCUCCAGCUCACCUCGGUGGUGUCCCGGCUGGCGGCGUUUCGACACCCGGUGAUCACAGAGUUCAUGCUGGACCCGUACAUCACGCUCACCCCGGGAGCACGCACCCUCUUCACGGUCCUCAUCAGGGUGAUCGGAGAGUUGAUGCAGAGGGUCCAGGCGGUCCCCGACGUAUCAGACAGGCUGAUCCGGAUGAGGAGAAAGCUCCUUGAAUUGGACCAACACAGCCAGGAGGAGCACCAGACGCUGCUCAGAGGGAUCAUCCUCCUGGAGGAGUUCUGUAAGGAGCUAGCCGCGAUAGCCUUCGUUAAGCUAACCCUGGACCACGACUGACUCCGCCCGCCUCUCCCCUGGGCUCCCGUUGACCUUCAGUGGACCUGUCCGGCCUCAUCCUCUCUGAGGCGUCAGAGACCUGGACUGUGGGUCUCCAUGGAUCUGUACUCUGAACCUUUCCCGAGGAGCUGAGCGACCAUGGACGUAUUCCUCAGUAUUUUAUUUACAAGCCAAAUAGUCUUAUUUCUGCUGACUUUCAGAGGAGCUGUUCUCUCGGAGCGGUGCUCAAGUGCUCAAAGCUUUCAACACUGGACAUCGGUUCUUGUGGGUAUUUACGGAACGUGUUCCACGAGCACGACACUCUUUGUGUUGUGAGUCGACCGACAGCUGAGCUGAUGUAGAACGGUGCAACCAAUGGCAUCGCAGCACUGGGGUUGAUGUGGUGUGACACCAGCGUGUGUGGCUGCUGAUCAGUGAAGUCUGUCGGGAAGAUUGCAACGGUGACAUCACCCCUCGACAGCCAAUCACGCUUCUGUGUUAACUUCUGUCCGUCCCCCUUUGCUUCCUGAUUGGCCCCCAAGCGGCCAAUGAGCCUUACGAGAGCGGUACGUGCAAAUUGUGUGGACAUAUUUACGUAUUCUUUCUUUUUUUAUAUUUUAAGCAUGAGGGUUCCUUCCUAUUCUGUACACUUUCAACUCCUUGAUGGAAACACCCUGUUAAAUGAAAAAGAAAGGGCUGUGAUUACAUUGUUGUGGGCCAUUAAUUUAUUUUUUUUACUAUUUUAUCGUUUGAAAAUAGCAGACUUUUAUUUUCUUUAGCUGGAGACAAUCUACAACGAGAGUCUGUCUUGCUAGUGUCCUGCAAUCGAAUCCAGACGGCCUCCCACUGUCUUUCCUGUCUAACUAAUGAUCAAUGUUACGCUUAUCCCUUUAAUGGCAUCAGUCUAGUUGAGGUUGCACAUCGUGUCUGAAGUUGCGCAUUACUGCGGGACAGCACAUUCAUUAUCUGCUAAAUGCUGCAUAUUUUACACAAAUAUUUAUAUUUAAAACUAUGGUGUGUAUGUAUUCUGAAAAUAUUACUGUGACUCUUAUGCGUUUGUUUGCUUCUUUACUAUUUUUGAUUUCUGAUUUGGAAAAAAAGUCAACUGAUGCGAUCAUGACAUUGGAAAUGGAUUAAAGUUUUGAAUGUGAA
Gadus morhua (Atlantic cod) is the source of this 3537-nucleotide messenger RNA. RefSeq names its product FHF complex subunit HOOK interacting protein 2B (gene fhip2b). NCBI's taxonomy places the organism in Eukaryota, Metazoa, Chordata, Actinopteri, Gadiformes, Gadidae. Bases 163 to 2406 code for a protein of 747 amino acids. The record is from RefSeq and is a predicted model, not a curated record. The transcript has 18 exons.